Molecule: messenger RNA, 3583 nt
Organism: Physcomitrium patens
Lineage: Eukaryota; Viridiplantae; Streptophyta; Bryopsida; Funariales; Funariaceae
Product: putative 1-deoxy-D-xylulose-5-phosphate synthase, chloroplastic
Biological process (GO): terpenoid biosynthetic process
Molecular function (GO): 1-deoxy-D-xylulose-5-phosphate synthase activity
Source: RefSeq, a predicted model, not a curated record
CCAUCACUCACUCACUCACUCUCCCUCCCUUUCAGAAUGAUCGAUGGCGCAACGGAGCGACCUACUGAGCCUGAUGAGCAGCAGAGAUCAGACGGGGGAAUCUAGUUAGAAUGUAGUUUCACCAGGAUCCAAUUCUCUUCUCAUUCUCCCUACCAGCAGAAGACCCAGCAUCAAUCCCGCUAAUCCCUCCGCAAGGCAUCUUUGAACGUGAAGAUCUCGUGGGGUUUCAUUAGUUCUAUUCGGUUCCGCGGAUGCUGUUGGGGAUCCCUUCCUUCGCCCCCGAAUUUCUUUGCCCAUUGGCGGAGGUCAGCGCCGCACAAUGCGCUGCAGCGACGCCAUGACCGUCGAGAUUCCGGUUAUGGAAACGAGGCGACCUGAAUUUCGAUCGCGUCGUGAGUUGGUUGUCACCCAGUCACACUGCUCGAUUCGCCUUUCAGCCCCCCUCCCUCUGGAACUUCGGGUGACAUCAAAAGCGCCGCCCAGGCUUCUUAGAUGUGUCACCCGAUUAGCAAUGAAAACAGCUGAGACCCUUACUUUGUUCCCUCUUUUUUUUUUUUUUUUUUUUUUUUGGGGAGGGGGGGUAAAUAUGGGUUUUCAAGUGGACUUUUGCAUGUGGAUUCUCCGCUGUGGGUUUUUCAUCUCUGUUUAAAUGGCUACCGAGAAAGUGUCAAACGUGUGGUGAACGGACAGAGAAUCCGGACUAUUCAUGAGAAUCGUUGAAAUCCCCAAAUCCAUUGAUCUGGGCCCGAUGGCGGCGAAGUCAUUCUGUUUUAAUGCGAUCGUAACGUGACGGGGAGGUGUUAGAAGGGACUCCUCCAGAGCGGCUUGUGUGCAUUCCGUGCCCUUCUGGUGCAUUUCCCAGUUGCUAAUGAUUUCUAGUUUGUGAUUCGUACUUUUUACCAACCGGGUUAGUGAGUCUUGUUCCGUUUGUUCUGCAAGUGGUGUCCUCUCCUCCGGUUCUCGUCGCGGAGGUUUGUGGAAUUGUGCAUUGCUGAAAGUUCUGUUAAUUUAGGCUCUGUCAUGGCUGCUGCCAUGACUACUGCGAUGGCUGUGAACCAAGCCGUGGCUCUCAACAAGCAAGUGUUGCCUGUUUCGUCUUCCUCGUCUCUGCUGCGAGCGGAUGCGAGUAGUUUCUUUGGAACCCAGAAGAUGAAUUUGUCGAAAGAAUCGCAAUCGUUGUCGCGCUCCUGCUCUUUUGAGAAGAGCAGGGUUGUGGCUACCGCAGUGACGGAAACGGACGCUGAAUACCCCUCCGAGAAGCCACUCACGCCACUUCUGGAUACCAUCAACUAUCCCAUCCACAUGAAGAAUCUCACCGUGCGAGAGCUGAAACAACUCGUGGACGAAUUGCGAGCCGAGACUAUUCAUACGGUUUCGAAGACAGGAGGACAUUUGGGCUCGAGCUUGGGUGUUGUUGAACUCACAGUGGCUCUACACCAUGUCUUUAAUACCCCGGAGGACAAGAUUUUGUGGGAUGUUGGCCAUCAGACCUACCCACACAAGAUCCUGACCGGGAGAAGGGGCAAGAUGAGAACCCUGAGACAAACGGCUGGGAUUUCAGGCUUCGUUAAGAGAGCAGAGAGCGAGUAUGAUCCGUUUGGAGCUGGUCACAGCUCCACCAGCAUCUCUGCGGGCUUAGGAAUGGCUGUUGGACGAGAUUUAAAAGGCAGAACGAACAACGUUAUUGCCGUGAUCGGUGAUGGAGCUAUGACUGCCGGGCAAGCCUAUGAGGCUAUGAACAAUGCCGGGUAUCUUGAUUGCAACAUGAUUGUCAUUCUUAAUGACAACAAGCAAGUAUCUCUACCCACAGCCACUCUUGAUGGCCCUGCCCCUCCUGUUGGUGCUUUGAGUAGUGCACUCAGCAAGCUCCAGUCAAGUAGGCCUCUUCGUGAGCUCCGUGAGGUUGCAAAGGGGGUGACGAAGCAACUUGGAGGUUCGGCACAUGUGUUGGCCGCUAAGGUUGAUGAGUAUGCACGUGGUAUGAUCAGUGGAUCUGGGUCUACUCUCUUCGAGGAGCUUGGACUCUACUAUAUUGGCCCGGUCAACGGCCACAAUCUCGAAGAUUUGGUGACAAUCCUUCGGGAAGUAAAGAACACAGCAACCACUGGACCUGUGUUGAUUCACCUUGUAACUGAAAAGGGUCGAGGUUACCCCUACGCUGAAAGAGCAGCGGAUAAGUACCAUGGCGUUGUUAAGUUCGACCCAGCAACUGGCAAGCAACAUAAAGUGAAGACUGCUACACAAGCCUAUACCACAUACUUCGCGGAGGCUUUGAUAGCCGAGGCCGAGCUUGACAAGAGUAUUGUUGGAAUACAUGCAGCUAUGGGAGGUGGUACAGGAAUGAACAUGUUCGCAAAGCGGUUUCCAGAAAGAUGUUUUGACGUGGGCAUUGCGGAACAACACGCUGUGACUUUCGCCGCGGGACUAGCAUGCGAAGGACUGAGGCCAUUCUGUAGUAUCUACUCUUCCUUUCUUCAACGAGGAUAUGAUCAGGUCGUACACGAUGUAGAUCUGCAGAAGUUGCCUGUCAGAUUUGCAAUGGAUCGUGCCGGCCUUGUUGGAGCAGAUGGGCCAACACACUGUGGAGCGUUUGACGUGACCUAUAUGGCCUGUUUGCCCAACAUGGUAGUAAUGGCUCCUGCUGAUGAAGCCGAGCUUUUCAACAUGGUAGCAACUGCUGCUGUGAUUGAUGAUAGCCCCAGCUGUUUCAGGUAUCCCAGAGGUAACGGAAUCGGGGUCCAACUGCCUGCAAACAAUAAGGGCACUCCAAUUGAGGUUGGCAAAGGAAGAAUUCUGCUGGAAGGCACAGAUGUGGCUCUGUUGGGAUAUGGCACUAUGGUCCAAAACUGCCUGGCUGCUCACUCUCUACUUGCCGACGUGGGAAUCUCAGCUACUGUAGCUGAUGGUCGAUUCUGCAAACCCCUUGAUCGGGGUCUGAUUCGUCAAUUGGCCGAAAAUCAUCAAGUGCUUAUCACUGUGGAGGAGGGCGCUGUUGGAGGCUUUGGAUCUCAUGUUGCGCAAUUUAUGGCGUUAGAUGGGCUUCUCGAUGGAAAGCUGAAAUGGAGACCGCUUGUACUUCCCGACCGUUACAUCGAACACGGAGCACCGAAUGACCAGUUUGCCGAAGCAGGUCUAACUGCUGGCCACAUCGCAGCCACAGCCUUGAAUGUUCUAGGGAAGACAAGACAAGCUCUGCAAAUCAUGUCAUUAGCUCCUCGCAGCUGAAAAUUCAUCACGUUCUGAAUUUGUUGGGGGUGAUGGCCCCAGUUACAAGCCUUCUUCUCAAUUAGUGCACUCGCUUCACAGUCCUCCAUCUGAUCAAAAUGUUUAGAAACUGUAUGUAAUAUACUUGUAUUGGCAUUCUCUGGUCAAUUAUGCCAUGCCUGUAAUUUGCUUACAUUGGUCAGCAGGCUUUAGUUCAGGUCCCACACGGUUACAUUGUAGGGUCUGCCAUGCCAAAUUUGGAUCGACCCAGCAGGUGCUAAGCUUGCUCAUUGAGAGGAAAAAUCCCUCUACAUUCAACUGCAUUUAAUGUAACCACCCCCCAAUUUUUAUAAUUUUUGUAAAUCGCUUGUUUCUGUAA